AGAUGUCUAUGACAGGUUGGCCAGUGAAAACACAUAAAUAAACUCCACUUUUGGGACAGUAAACUUCCUAGAGUUGAAGAUAUGGGUGUCCGGUUAAGUCUUCUUGGCAUAUCGGCACUGCUUCGACUGGCGACUGUUGUAACAGAAGCUCCCAGAUCGACAGGAUCUGAUAUUAGAGAUACAACGAAGUGGACAGUUGUUGAAUUUGAUAAAAGAAAUGUAUCCUUACCCUGUGCGGUAGACACGAGUGGCUUGCCCUUGUUACAUGUUGGGUGGUACAUGUGCAGGAUCCAGAUGAUACAAGAGUGCAGAAGUGGUUCGGAAAAGCGCAAGAUUGCUCACAUCGAAAACAUGUCGAAUGUCUCCAUUGUCCGUCCGGAUGAAUUUGACUUGACUCUUAAUGGCUCUUUAAUUAUACUUCGGAUUCUUUCUAAGUACAACAAAAUGAUCUUCCUCUGCAAAGGAAAAGUUCGGUUUCAUAGGCACCAUGAAAACUUUACAAUCCUUCAUUUAGUUUUCCCCAGUACCUCACGACCAUCACUGCGUCCAACAACCCCAGAUAUUCCAAUUGCUACAGGUCCAUCAUCUUCAGGCAUCCCAGGCUUUGCGCGAUCACCUCCCCCAGUUUUAGGUGGAAGCAAGGAAGAAGUGGAUUUUGCGACAGCAUUCCAUAAAGUCCUCCCUUUAAACAUUUUUUUGUUUGUGUUACUGGCUAUUGCUGUUGUGAUAAUAAUUUUGUUGGUUAUUAAGAUCCAGAGGCAUGGAGAAGAUAAUCUUAAUGAUGCCCCAGACCAUGGAAUUCCCAUGCAGCCCUCCACAAACGACGCAUUUAAUCCACCAAACCGGGGUAGUAUAGAAAUUCUUGCGCAAUAAAUCUUAACAUGUGUUGGCCCUGCUCAAGACAAGGAAGGAAAGCCAGUACAGUUUUUUUUGCAGACUCACUCGGCUGCGCAAAACGUUUUACCACUGUGAUGACGAAAUUCUUUGUUGAUAAAACUACAGACUACGCUAAACCACUAUCCAAUUGGUAAUUUUUCUUUGCAAUAGCAAAAGACAAAAUGAAGAAACAAAACAAAACAAAAAAAGAAACAAAACUACGAGAUACAAAACAAAUGAACAAAUAGUUUUGUCUUUUGUUAGUAUUUUGUUAAUUUGGAAUUAUUCAUAUUGUACAUUCGGGGCACAUUUUGUGCUCUAGAGCACAAAAGGUGAUGUUAUAACUAACCGGUGGGGUUGUAAAAAAAUACUAAUUACGUUCUAAUUCGCUUCGCUCAAAGGAACGUAAAUUAUUUUACCCUUAAACUCCCGUAAUAUAAACAGAUCACACGGGAAAUAUGGUAGGAUGCGCAAGCGGGUCCAAAACACAGUUUAUUAUAAGAUAGAAAUUAGAAAGUUAUCAUUAUUGUUAUUUAUUUAAUUUAUCUCCUUUUUUUUU
Molecule: messenger RNA, 1435 nt
Organism: Stylophora pistillata
Lineage: Eukaryota; Metazoa; Cnidaria; Anthozoa; Scleractinia; Pocilloporidae
Source: RefSeq, a predicted model, not a curated record